This is a messenger RNA of Triticum urartu, 1970 nucleotides long. Its product is annotated as glycosyltransferase BC10. Gene Ontology annotation, cellular component: membrane. Gene Ontology annotation, molecular function: glycosyltransferase activity. The record is from RefSeq and is a predicted model, not a curated record. NCBI's taxonomy places the organism in Eukaryota, Viridiplantae, Streptophyta, Magnoliopsida, Poales, Poaceae.
CUCCGGGCGGGUGGCAUUAAGUCACCACACGUUACAAUUAGUGCCGCUUCCAGCUUAGUUAAUCCCGCUUUGUUUAUAUACGUACUACCUCCUCCCGUCUCUCUCCUCUCCCCCUCGCCUCCUCAUCUCCACCUCCACCUCUGCUGCCCGCCUGCCCCCCGAGCCACCCGAUCCCAUCGACGCGCCGCCACCUCCAGAUCCGCCGCCCGCCUCCCGCCGCCGAGCUCGUAAACGCGGGGAAGGGGUGAGGAGUCAGCUGCCUGACAUUUCAUCAGGCCCUGGUGUGGUGUAGCAGCGGCCUUCACGUCGAAACAACCGGAGCUUUUAGAUGAUCCAAAGAUGGUGAGGAGCUGAGAGCACGGAGAGUUCGACAGUGGGGGCUGUGGGGCAGCAAGGACAUGACUGUCAUGCCGCCUGCGCGCCACCGGCCCGCGGCCAAGAGGCCCAUGUGGAUAAUCGUGCUCUUGUGCCUCGUCUGCGUCGUGCUGAUCGGGGCGUACGUGUACCCGCCGCGGCACUACUCGCAGUGCUACCUCUCUGCUUCUAGCGUCUGCACGCCGUUCAAGGAUUGGCUCCCGUCCAUCGGCCGCCGGGAGAAAACCGAUGACGAGAUCAUCUCAGCCGCUGUUAUCAGGGAUAUUCUUGGGAUGCCCAUGUCCACGUCGAAGAAUCCAAAGAUUGCGUUUAUGUUCUUGACACCUGGCUCAUUGCCCUUCGAGAAAUUGUGGGAGAAGUUUCUGCAGGGUCAUGAGGGAAGAUACUCCAUCUAUGUGCACGCGUCACGUCAGAAGCCUGUGCAUACUAGUUCUCUCUUUGUUGGCCGAGAUAUUCAUAGUGAUGCGGUUGUAUGGGGAAAGAUUUCAAUGAUAGAUGCAGAGAAGAGGCUAUUAGCAAAUGCGCUGGAAGACACGGAUAAUCAAUUUUUUGUCUUGCUUUCUGAUAGCUGUGUUCCGCUUCAUUCAUUUGACUAUGUCUUUAAUUACCUGAUGGGAACAAACAUCAGUUUCAUUGAUUGUUUCCAGGAUCCUGGUCCACAUGGAAAUGGAAGGUAUUCUCUUGAGAUGCUUCCUGAAAUAGAGGAGAGAGACUUCAGAAAGGGUGCCCAGUGGUUUGCAAUCACGCGAAGACAUGCUUUGCUGAUUCUGGCGGACAACCUUUACUACAAGAAGUUCAAGCUAUAUUGCAAGUUCUCUAUGUCAUGUGAUUUGCAGCCAGCAGAUGGGCGCAACUGUAUUGCUGAUGAGCAUUAUUUGCCAACCCUAUUCAAUAUGGUAGAUCCAGGUGGAAUAGCUAAUUGGUCGGUAACACAUGUGGAUUGGUCUGAGGGGAAAUGGCAUCCAAGGUCGUACGCAGUUGCUGAUGUCAGCUAUGAUCUACUAAAGAAUAUAACAGCCGUUGAUGAGACCAUCCAUGUAACAAGUGAUGACAAGAAACUCGUGACACAGAAGCCAUGUUUGUGGAACGGAUCCAAGAGUCCAUGCUAUCUUUUUGCUAGGAAAUUUUACCCCGAAACUCUCGACAGCUUACUGAAGAUAUUCACCAGCUACACGUCUGUUUGACUUCAACCUGAUUCUUUGCACCUCAACACAUGGUUCAAGUACAUGAGCAUGUCUCCUCUUCGUGUAAAAAUUGUGAAGUCAAUCGAUACUUAGAUCUGGGCCUCGAGCGACGGGUUGCUGUUGCAGCGACCACCGCAAACCUGCGGUUCAGUCCAUGGGUGGUAGGGAUGCGGCGAUAUUGAUAGCGAUGAUACUGCCCUCAGUUGUAAUCUAUUGUGCUUUUUGUAUGUUUCCUUCGAGUCCUUCGCCUCUAUCUCUCUCUCCCUCUUUAAUCUCUUUCCUAGCCUCAUUAGUUCCUGGCUCUUGGAGUUGGAGAUCAUAUUUUUGUCAAUAUGCUGUUAUUAUAUGAUCCAUUCUUUUGUAGACACAAAAAGGAAAUGAUUGAGAAGUACCACAUAUCUUUUUAUAGUC